Messenger RNA from Pyricularia grisea, 5064 nucleotides. RefSeq lists its product as uncharacterized. The record is from RefSeq and is a predicted model, not a curated record. Gene Ontology annotation, cellular component: membrane. Gene Ontology annotation, molecular function: metal ion transmembrane transporter activity. Bases 69 to 1487 code for a protein of 472 amino acids. Lineage: Eukaryota; Fungi; Ascomycota; Sordariomycetes; Magnaporthales; Pyriculariaceae. Gene Ontology annotation, biological process: transmembrane transport; metal ion transport. The transcript is spliced from 2 exons.
UUCAUUUAAGACGUGGAAGACGCUUUUGUUCCACCGCAUGAAUUAACGGACUUGGUCCCUCAUCCAAAAUGUCGCAAGCUCUCCCAUCAUACUGGCAUUUUAUCUCAUACAGAAGCACGCAGAUUGCAUCUGUCAAAUGUCUCGUUGACUACGUUCAGAAAGCUAGCAAAAGCCAGUGCCAGAAUGGAAGCAUAAUAGCUUUGGACUUUGACUCCACCUCGGGUGCCUCGACGGCUGCAAAGACUAUAAAAGAGGCUGACCUAUCUACCUUUCUGACGAACCCAAACAGAUCAGGAGGAAGAAUAUUGGUGGUUCAAGAUGUCAACCACAAUCUGAUCAACGUCCUGGGGGCAUUGCUAGACAUUGAUCCACUGUUCUUUGCCGGUCACGUCGGAACCGAUUUUCCAAACCUCGAAGAUGCGCCGCCAGGCCCUGCAUAUUCACUCACUCCUGUUCGAAUUGCCGAGGCUGGCUUUCUACAUCUGCACUACCAACAGGUGCUGACUAUGACGGACACGAAUUUUGAGGACGGGUUGCAAAGGUCGCCGUACUCGGUUGUUACCACAGGAAAUAUACCACGCAAUAUACGAAGGCUCCCAUCUUUGUCAGGCAAACAGUUGUGCCUGGCCAGGGGGUGUCUUUCUUUAGUGGUCAAGCAGCUAGGAAGCGCGUGGAUUUGCCUGGUCUUGAUUGAUCCUCCUAUCAAAUCCGCGAAAUCAAAAGCAGGCAUGGUUACUCAAUACAAGUUUGAGCCUCUGCACGCUAGCAACGAAUCUUUUCAACCGCCAGAGCCCUUCUCAUCCUUCCAAGAAGCCCGUGUUAGACCUUCCCACCCACAAUAUACGAAACAGUCGAUGCUGGAGCGGCUCAUUCAUUAUUACACAACUUGCCCGCCAGCAAAUGACAUCUUGAACCUCGCGUACUUCCCUACCCGGAUGGUCAUGUCAGAAUGGCAACUCUACACCAAGCUAGCAAGCCGCUUCCUCAAACACUACGAGUACAACCUCCAAGACCUGUCCCGGCGUCUACACAACGACGACAUCGUCGACCUGCAGCGCUGGCGUCGUCGAUGCCAGCAGAGCAAACACAAGCUCAAAAUCAUUGCCGAGUUCGCAGACUACCACACUCCACCGGAACAAGACAAGCACUCCCCUUGGAAUAUGAUACUCAAGGACAUUGAACACGUGCAAUCCGAACUGCAAGACUUUGCCCAGUCCCUCGAGCAGAUGAUACCCGUGGCGACUUCCAUGGUACAGAUCCUGGAUGCAAGGUACUCGGUCGUCCACGCGGCCAACUCGACACGAUUGGCCUACGUCGCCCUCAUAUUCGUGCCGCUGUCGUGGGUUGCGAGCCUGUUCAGCAUGUCCGAAGGCUACGGGCCCGGUGGAGAGCUUUUUUGGAUGUAUUUUGCCAUCGCGGUGCCGUUGGUGCUGGUGACGCUGAUGGUGUCGACAGGGAUAUCAUGGAUGGCGAGUGGUCGAAGAUAAGGGGCACGGUGCAGCAAGUCGAACAGGUAAAAAAAAAUGAGAGGGAAGGUUGCUUAAAUUGGGGAGAGGAAUCCAAUGCUAUUUCAGGAGGUCAACUCUUGAGAAUGUGUUGUCGGAUGGGUUCGGUAGGGCGUUUCUUUUCCGGUUGUGGCACAGCCAUCACGUUCCCGGCUUGUGUUUGCUUGCUUUGCUUAUGACGGAUUGACUGGGGGAUGCGUUUCUUUGGCAGUCCAGGCCCAUGAUAGAAUUGGAAAUCAACUUUGGAUUCCAAAUGACUGCAAAAAGUGACAAAGAGGGAGCACUAAGACAUGCCAGACCAUAUGAUAGCCCCUUUCUUUUCGCAGCUGGACCUCAAAGAAUGAUCUAGCAAGAUGUAGAUGACAGGAAAAGAAAUUUCUAAUUACUCGUACAAAUCACCAGGUAGACGGAAAUGUCUUUCACGGUCACGAACAGUGGGCUACUGCUCAGAGACAUUUUCUGCUCUAGGCUCAUCAAUGGGCUGGGCGGGUGUCGUGCCUACGUCAACGAGAUGCAAGGUUCCCUGGCAGGACUUUUUCACAAAUAUUGACGCAAGAGACAGUGUCUACCGGUACUGCACCCGGGAGAACCCUGCACCCUGGUCAAGUUCGAGAAGGGUCUCUUCAGCCACGUUGGUUUUUUUUUGUUGUUUGGUGUGGUGUCUUAGCAAAGACAUCAUGAACUCUAGGACGGCCCGGGUUUCAACAAGUACUUACCUUGCCCGCCUCGUAAUGGUGGGUAGAACUAUCUUUCAUCUUUUGGCACGCCGUCCAUAUUUGCUUUCUCUUUUUUUUUUCUAGGUUGCUUUUCUUCGGUCCGUUUCCAAGGACGAACAAAAAGAGCCCAAUCUGUCCCGCGUCUUUUUUUUUUUGGUGGCGUGCAACAAACCCCAUUUUUUGAUGGUUUUUCUUUUGUUAUUGUCCCCCAGCCGCCAGCGCAUCCACAGCAACUUAAACCUCCUGCCAAGCACAUUUUUUUUUCUUGUUUGUUCUGAAUUUCGUGUCGACCUGGAAGAGGGAGGUUGGCAAAAGUCGAGCGACAAAGAGAAAAAAGAGUGCGUUCCUUCUCGAUGGCGGGCCCCCAAAGGCCAUGGCGAACCGCACCUGCUACAAGCAACAGCGGCCAAGGUCGGCAUUCCUACCCGACCCGGCCGAUGUCGACACCUCUGGUUGGAUUAGGGCCACCUCUGGAUAUGCUGGACUGAUUGCUCUGUCGAGAACCAAUUCGGAAUCUACUCAUGUGUCAGCAUCACAUCCGGCCGCAAGAAUGCAGCAGCAGCACCUUUCGUCUCGUCCUGCCGUCCAACGCAGGCCGCACACUUCUGGGGACAGCGACCGCAUGAACAAUCCGUCGCCUGACAUAGAGAUAUGUCCCUCGGUGGCGAUGCUUGACUUUGCGACCUAUGCCGAGUCGAUAUCUGGCUCACGGGUGCCGCCAAGACAGCAAGCAGCUUUGAAUGCAAACGAUGCAAGUGGCGGCGUCUCGAGGCCUCCUGUCACCUUGCAGCACCCCUGCGACUGGGCAGACUGGAUGAACGAAAACAGCAACAAGGCGUAUCACGGAAAAGGUACACCUGGCAGCGGCUCCAAGUUCAAGAAGUUUUGGCGCAGGCUCUCCAAUGGCCGAAGCCCAAGCCCAAUCCAGUCCAACCGACGCAGGGCGACAUCGGCACACUACCGCAGCACAACUCACCCGCGUGACGGCAGCAACCAGCGGCAGUCCACUAACGGAUUGCAGCUGCCAAUACGUGCAAGCGACCCAUUUCCAGAAGUAAAGGACCCGGCUUUUUACCCAAGCGAGCGCCAACCGCGGCGUCUGGUCAAGAAGAGCCGUCCGGCAUCCUCACCAGCACCGGCAGCAACGCUCCAAAAGAAGCCACCACUCCAAGAACCGGCCAUCGUGACACGCUGCUACGCCGGACCAUCAGGCGUCCCAACUCUCCCACCACCUAUACCUCCACACCUCCCGCCACCAUCCAUGGCCGAGCUGCCGGGUUCACACCGGAUGCAAGGGUCGGGGCCUAUUCUGGUAGCCAAGGCCGAGCCGCCAGCACGGCCAGAGCCGGGAUCGAAGCAUGAGUUGCCUGCCGACUUUUACCCUCUCGAGAAAAUUGGGCGUGAGUUGGCGACGGCGCGGUACAGGCUCAGCAUGUGCUGCGACUGCGGGACGUCUCCUCUCCGACAGGGCCAGCCGACAUGCGACUGGUGCGGCGAGACGCGGAGGAGGAUGUUGGUGGCGGCCCCUUCGGACACGUCGUCUAUGUCAGUGUUUCGGCCGUCAUCUGUCUAUGGGACCAUGUCGCCGUACGACCAUGACGAUGACGAUGUCACUACCAUACUUACGCAGACGGCGUCCGAGGUCGUGGAAGAGAGGAGAUCCAGUCGAGUGCCGGCGCAACUACAACCGUUGCCGCCAAUCAGACGGAGUUGUGAGCCGGGUCAUCCACAGCAAUACCAGAGUCAGUUUCAACAGUACAAGCAGUUGUAUGAAGACCAAAAUCAACAAAAGCAGCAGCCCCAGAACCAAGCACCAAAAACACCACCACAAAGGCACAGCCAAAUACAACCACCACCAAAGAAACAGCACCCGACCCAAGUGAAAACACAACCAAAGCAAGAGUAUUCGAGCCAGCCGCAGCUCCAACCUAGCCAGCAGUAUCCGAGCGAGCUGCAGUCCCGACCUAAGCAGCAGUAUGAGAGUCAACCACCACCGCCGGCACCCUUAGCACCACCAGCACCACCGCCGCAACACCAACAGCAGAUGCAAGUAUAUCCGACCCAAGUACAACCACAACCUAAUCACCAGUACCAGACCCAAUUACAGCCUCAGCCAAAGCAGCAGUUCGACAGCCAGCCACCACCACCGGCGGUACCAGCAGCACCACAACAACAGCAACACAGGCAACAGUACCUGAACCAAGUGCAUCCUCAAAACAGGCAGCCGUACCCUAGCCAACUCCAACUGAAGCAACAGUACCAGCAGACACAACGCCAGUAUGCGCAGGAAUACCAGAACCGACACGAGCAGCAAAUUCAACAGCAGCUGCAACAGCAACUGGAACAGCAGUUACAACGGCAUCUACAGCAGCAAAAUCCAUAUAAUCAGGAGUACCAGGUUACAUAUUGUCCUCAGUGUAGAGGGCCCAAGGAAUCCCCAAGGCUACACCUGUGCGAUCACUGUUACACGGCAAGCUUACAUCAUUGGGCGGCGCAGAGGAGGUGGUGAGACGCGAGGUUUCUGGGAAUAAUGUUUUGGGUUUAGACUGACAUCAUCGUGAUGAUCACCAUUAUUUUCUUUUUUUUUGGAACGGCUGGGUUUUUGGGUUUUUUAAACUUUUUACUUAUUCUUUUUUAUUUCUUACAAACAAGACAUUCUUUUCUUCUUCGUCUACUUUGUCUUAAAGGUCUACAUGCAUCCCACAGAAAGAGGUGGGCUGGUGAUUUGGAGAGGCGUUUUUGACUUUAAAACCCGCAUGAACUGCAUUGAGGUAAUGGUGAAACAAGGCCAUGAGACCGACUGGUGUUAUUUUUAUUUUAUUUUUAUUUAUUUAUUUGGUUUC